Messenger RNA from Aspergillus luchuensis, 522 nucleotides. RefSeq lists its product as uncharacterized. The record is from RefSeq and is a predicted model, not a curated record. Lineage: Eukaryota; Fungi; Ascomycota; Eurotiomycetes; Eurotiales; Aspergillaceae. The transcript is spliced from 3 exons. Bases 1 to 522 code for a protein of 173 amino acids.
AUGAAGUUCCUUGCCUCUCUUGCCCUGUUGGCGUCUACUGUGGCUGCUGGCCCGGUGCUGUACCCCCGCCAGUCCAGCAACUCCACCCAAUCUUUCUACCUGAAGACCUCGGGCGCUACCAACGACGACCACAACAACCUCUACGUUUAUGCCUACCACACCGGUGCGGGAUUUAACGAUGCCGUGCUGACCUCGGACGUCGGAACGGCCAGCCCGGCCUUCCUGAACGGCACCCACACCCAGUUCGACCUGGGCACUUCUUUCCCCUGGGGAUUCAAGAUGGGCGUCCAGAACAACUAUGCAGCAUGGGAGUCCGUUCAGAUCAAUGUUGGAUACGGCGAUGAUGACUUCUCCAUUAGUUCUACCGGUCUGGAGUGGUCGGCACAGGAUGGCUUUGGAGGCUGGCUAGUGUGCGACUGGUACCACAACGCACCCCAGCUCUUCUACAUCUACCGCUAUGAGGAGCCCACUAUUCCGGAUUCCUGCAGCACUGUCGACCUGACGCCCGAAUACACUUCCUAA